Trichomonas vaginalis G3 is the source of this 3042-nucleotide messenger RNA. Its product is annotated as armadillo (ARM) repeat-containing protein family. The coding region runs from base 1 to 3042 and encodes 1013 amino acids. The record is from RefSeq and is a predicted model, not a curated record. NCBI's taxonomy places the organism in Eukaryota, Parabasalia, Trichomonadida, Trichomonadidae. The transcript has a single exon.
AUGGAAGGUGAUUUAUCGAUUAUCAAGAAAGCAAUUGAUAAUCUUAAAUCACCGGACAUUAACAUAAAUAACAGUAGUGUAGAGUUCUUAGAACAAUGGAAAUCAAGUCAGAACUGUAUUCCUGAAGCAAUUGAGAUAUUAAAAUCAACAGACAAUGAAGAUUAUCAGUUAAUCAUAAUUCAAGCAAUCAAACAUAACAUUAUAUACAAUUAUGAUUAUAUAAAUGACGAUGCAAAGCAAAAUUUAAUUCAAAUUCUCUACGAAAAUAUCGAAAAGAGUAGAAAAGAGAACGACGACUCACUUUUGACAAGCUUUCUUAACUGUUAUUCCAUACUAAUUACCAUUCAAUUUCCAGAAAAUUUUGUUGAAGAAUCUUUAGAUUAUCCAUGUCUAUGCUAUUUGAGUGAAGUAUUCGAUUGCAUAUACUCAGAAAAAUACGUGGAGACUUCAAAAAGGAAUUAUAUCACUUCAAUUUUAAUUAAUAAUGUUGAUAAACUAUUCAACAAACUAUUUUCACUGGAAAAAUACGACCAAUGGUCAUUUAAGAUGAUGAACAUAUGCAUUCGCACAUUUCCACACGAAAUUGUUUUUCAAUCAAAUUUAAUUCAAAAUCUCUUUAAUCAUUAUUAUGACGAUAUUGAUUCUUCAACAACAUGUUUUGAUUCAUUAGUUUUCUUCAGAAAUGAAUUCCAAAUCUAUUUUCAACAACUUUAUCAAAUGAUUCUUGAAUUUAUGUUCCAAGUUGGUCAAAAAUAUCAACAAGGGAAGUCAUUCAUAGCAUAUUUCAUUGUUAAAUACCAUAAUUUCAUUGAAUACAGCCAAGAAAUUAGUUCUUGCAUUCAAUUAUUAAAAGAUUUGUCAUGGAUACAACAAAACAACUUCGAAGAAUACUGGGAAUAUUGGAAAGACAUAUUAUCAUACUAUGCUAUGAAAAAACAAGCAAUUUCAAAGGAAGAAUUACUUUUAAUUUUCGAAUCUUUUUCAAAAAUUGUCACAACAGGAAUAUCAUCAGAAAACUUGUUCGAUAACAACUGCAAGUUAUGCUUCUAUUAUUUAACAAUCUGCCUUCCACAAGAAAUCACAGAUUUUGUUCAAAAAAUAAUUUUUUCUUCUGAAAAAAUUUUCGUUUUAAGCUUUGUAUUGAACAUUGAUCGAGAGUGGUGCUUGCAGCUAUUCUCUGAUUUACUUGAUAAAACAAAGGAAACAGGCGGAGAAGUCGAAUAUUGUGCUUUAACAACUUUAUUUGUCAGAAUUUUAUUUUAUGAGUCAGAAAAUGAAGAGUUAUUCAACGAAUUUUGCAAUUUUGUCGAGUUUGUAUUCGAAAAUGCUAGAACAAUCCCAAUUUUAAACGCAAUAAUUUCAUCAUUGAAUUAUUUAGCACUUAGAAGAUACAAACUUUUCUCAAUAAAUAACCUUAGACUAUUAAAUCCAAUACUCAACUUUGCAGGUGAGUUUACACCAGAAAAUUUUGGAGAUAAUCUUGCAAAAAGAACAUUUAGUUUAAUUGGAAAAGCAUCAAGAUAUGAAGAUUGCAGAGAAGCUUAUUCAUCAUUUUUAUCAACACUAGCAAGGAAAAUAGUUGAUGGUUUGAUUGAUCAUUAUACAAAAAUUAUCAUUAGUUGCAGCUCUCAAAAUUUGAAUGAUUUACAAAAUGAUGAAAAAAUACCAAACGAAGAAAUAGAAGAUAAUCCAAUGGAUAACAAUGAUAAUCAAUAUUAUCAAGAAAAUAACGACGUAAAUGAAAUACAUAAAAUAUUGGAAUCAGAAUUGGCCGAAGAAGAGGAAAAUAAUGAUGAAUUAGAUCGAUUUAUAAGUAAAAAUGAUACUCGACCGCUAAAUGUUAAUCAAAUACCCGAAAGCGAGUACAUUAGGUGUUUAUUAGACGGGUUCGAAUUAUUAGCCAUAGCAGCCGAAUCAAAUAGGUACCUUAGUGCUUACAUGUGCGCUGUAGUAAUGCCAAUGCUCUCAGAAUUUAUUGGAAGCGUCAAAAUUGUCAAAAAUGACAUGUUUUCUGUGAUUUCUGAAGUUUACAAAUUCCUUGAACGAUUAUUCUUGGCAAGUGAUUUACCUUUUGAAGAAAUCAAGGAGUCUUUCAACAGAUUCAUUGAUGUAGCAUUUAAUAGAAGCGAAUUUGCAAGUUCAUGCAUCCAUCUUCUGAUUGCUAUAAUGGAUAAAUAUCCAGAAGUUCAAUUUUACCUUUUGGCAGCAUAUGAUCAAAUAAUCGCUCCUAAUAUAAUGAAUAUAACUGAAGCAACACCAUAUGUUCUCGAAUUUAUGUGGAAAUGCAAUUUUUGGGUUUGUCAAAUUGAAUUUCCAUUAAAUGUAAUAGAAAACUAUAGGGAUUUGCAAUUACAUGAGAUAUCAUAUCUAUUAGAUUUCAUUAGACAGACAAUGAAACGCGGUCUUCCUGAAUUUAUUAAUAAUACUUUGGAAAACUACGGUAUUGCUAUUGUUUCUACUGUUCUUGAGAUAUUAACAGAUCCAAUAUAUAAUAGAUAUUGCUCUGAUUCAAUAGAAUGCUUAAGAUUGAUCUUAUUGUCUGCAUCAGAAAAUAAUUUUGACAGAGAUACAAUUGUCAACAUUAUUACUGAUAAAUUUAAUAACCUCAUACCAUUACAGACAGAAACUAUUCCUCAAUUUGUUAAUAAUAUCAUUAAUGAGCAUGAAGAUUUUAAUGUUUUCUUCAAUUUAGUUUCAUCAUUCUUGAUUGAAAGCCAUUGUUAUGUUGGAUAUAUUCCAAGCGAGUAUGAAGAUCAGGACAUUGAAAUGUUUGAUGAUUCAGACAAUGAAGAUUUAGAUCUUAUUCCUGAUGAUGACAUUGAAGAAAAUUGGGAUACAUUUAUCCAAGAUGUCCCUAAUUUCUUCGAGAAAUUUGCUAGAAAAGAGAAGAUUCGAGAAGAAGAGGAAGAAUCAAAUGAAAAUCAGCAGGAUGAUGGAGCUUAUUACUUCUUCGGAGGUUUUAUGGUCGAAAAAUCACCAUUCCUUGAAGAAACAGAGAUGGAAAUGAAAAACUCGGAAAUGAUCGAUCAACAACAACCUUAA